ACUUGUAUUGGAUCGUUGCGCACAACCGUAAGCCGUAUCCUUAUGGAAUAGGUUUUGGUUUUUGUAUUAUAUAUUUAAAAUCAAAUACAAUAAUGUCAAAUAGCAUUUUAAUUUUUUUCCUAUUUAAAAGCGUUACUUAAAACUAAAUUAAAUAUUUGUUUUAUUUUAACAUCCGUAAUUUCAAGUAAUAUGAUAUGAACAGUUCUACUUGCGCUGUAACUUUUACGAGCAACAUUUUUAUUCAAUGAAAAAAAUGAAAAUGUUCUCUAUUUCAUUAAAUAAUAAACUACUUAAAGCGUAAUACAUCAUCGAUUAUUUCAACCUUCCAAUUACGAAUUCCCCUUCAAUUAUGUAACUACACGUGUAAAAGUUCUGACCUAACCUACGGUUAUGCAUUAAGCGUUGAUGGAGCUCUAAAAGACACCGGGCAUUUAAUUUUCUUUUGCUUAAAUACUGAAACAUUUUUAAACGAAUACAUUAAAAUGGUUGAGGAACAGAGGAGACGAGUUGAAGAGAAUAUGAAUAAAAUGGUGGAACAGAUUGACAAGUCUUAUAUUAGGAAAAUGCAGGGAGAUAUGCAUAGGUGUGCUGCAAUCUGCUGUGACAAUGAAACUUACAGUAUACAAAAAGUACACAACUGUGUAGAAAAUUGUAGUAGCUCUUUAAACAAAGCUCAACAGUACAUUCAAGGGGAAUUCGAAAGAGCUCAGAGUCGAUUACAAAGAUGCGUCAUGGAUUGCAAUGAUAAAAUAAAGGAUCAAAUGGGACCGAAUCCCACACAGAAUGAAGUGGACAGAUACAGUGAUCAAUUUGAAAAGUGUGCCACAAAAUGUGUAGAUAACUAUUUAGACAUGUUGCCUGCAUUAGAAAAAUCUAUGAAGAAAGUGUUAGCUAGUAAAAAGUUUGAACAAUAAUAAAGAUAACAAAAAUAGUAAAUCAUUACUUGAAGCUACCAGACCACCAAGGAAUGAUUUAUAAGAUUCUACUUAAAAGAAAAUAACGUUUGCAUAUUAAUUAAUAGACUGUGGAUCUGACGCAUUCAAAGCAUAUAGUAGAGUAUGCACACACAACCACAGCUUAUUAAUUACAAAUGAAGGUAAUCGGUUAGAUUACAAAUUACAUAGAAUUUUGUAUUCACAUCAGUUGCUAAUACAUUGUACCUUGACACAACAGUUAUUACUAUUAAAUUGAUUUUAAUUA
Molecule: messenger RNA, 1200 nt
Organism: Nomia melanderi (Alkali bee)
Lineage: Eukaryota; Metazoa; Arthropoda; Insecta; Hymenoptera; Halictidae
Product: protein FAM136A
Cellular component (GO): cytoplasm
Source: RefSeq, a predicted model, not a curated record